AAAUAAAAUAAAAUAAAAUAAACAAUUUAUUAUAAAAUUUAUAAUCAAGUUUUUUUUUAUUUUUGUGUGAUCUUAAAAUAUCAUUGUUAAAUUGAGAAUAAGGAUAUGCGCCAUUGAGAAAAGGAAAUUUUUUAAUGGGUCGCAAAAGGUGGUGGAUGGGAGGCAGUUUCCUGGCACUUUUCCUGGUGCUGGUUCUCCUCCACGUACCAACGAUCCAGGGUGAAGGAGAAGUUGGCUGCCUAUUUGAUCCAAAUGUAUGCAAGUCUACCGACGAAACCUGCUGGGAUGAUGCAGCAUUUGGAAAAUGUAUAAGGCUUUUUAAUGCAAUUGAUGAUGAUACUUAUCGUUAUGAUUUAGACAUGAUUUGCGUCAUUUAUAGAAUUGUAGAUGAAAUAAUUAAUUGGUUACAUCCUUAUACACAGUGUGUCAUGCAAAAUGCAUUAAACAGUAUUAAAUUUCAGCUAAAACAUGAUGAAAAAUUUUGUCUUGAUUUUAAAAAUACUGUUAAUAGUGAAACAGCUGAUUUUAUUGACAUAGAAAAUGAUGAUGACGAUGAUGAUGAUACAAAUGAGGAAAUUUCACCACUUGCUGUUGUUAAAUUUUCACCAUCAAGAGGACAUGGCUAUGGUGAUUUUGCAAAUGAAAUGUAUUAUCCACCAGAAACAAAUGAUGAUAGUAAAAAUGAAGAAAUAUUUCUUCCUUAUAUUGAUGAAAAUAAAAAACCAACACGUCAUCCAACGCUGAAUUUUAAUAAAAAUGAUAAAGAUAAUUUAUUAAAUGACAAACAUGGCUAUUAUUAUGAUGACAAUGAUGAUGAUGAUAAAUUAAUAAUUGACGAUAAAUAUGAUGAUGAAUUAAUUGAUUUAACAAAAAAAUAUCAACGUAUUACUGAUGACAUGAAAAAUUUAAAUAUUAAAAAAAAAAAAAAUGAUAAUACAAUGUUUAGAUUAAGAAGAGAGCCAAGAAUUGAAAAUACAGAAAUAAGUAUUGGUGAUGAUUUAAGUAGAUAUAUAGAUUUACAUAAUUUACAAAAAGAAAAAUCUAAAAAUUCAAAUGAUAAUUGGAAAUUUGGUAAAACAAAUAAUUCAUAUGGUGAAAAAACAUUAUUUGAUUUAGUUAAAGAAAAUAAAUUACGUAAAGGUAAAGGUAAAUUUGAAUUAUUAUGGAAUGAUGAUGAUGAAGAUGAAGAAGAUGAUAAUGAUAAUGGUCGUGGUGGUGGUGAUAAUGGAGGUUAUUAUCCAGGAUAUCAUGGUGAAGGAAUGGAGGGUGAUAGAUUUGAUUCAUCUGAAGAUUUAUCAACUGACACUGAUGAUCCAGGCUGGGAUGGACUUCAAGAAUUUUUUAAUAGCCAAGGUAUAUCAGGUUUUAAAAGACCAGAGCGACUUGAUGUUAAAAAACCAGGACCAUUAUUUCCACAAAAUAAUUAUGCAUUUAAUAUACCAACUGAAAUUUCUGGUGAUGAUGAUGGUGAUAAAAAACAUGAUAGACUUGUUAAAAAAGAAAUGAUUGCAGGAAGAGAUAUAACAUUAUUGAGUCCAUCAGAAACAUACAGAAAUAGAGUUGAUAUGGAUUAUGUUUAUCUUCAAUUUGACAAACCAAUUCAUAAUUGGAAAGAUGGUGAAGACAUUGUUAAACAGGUUGGAAAAAUAAUUGGAUUUGAUCUCUGGGAUUUGUCUGAUGUUCGAGUUGGUAAUGCUGAAGUUACAUUCAAGGUCAAUGAAAAUUCAUUAAAUAUGAAUGCAACAGAUGUUGUGACUCAUUUGUAUAAAUUGAGAAAUGAGCUGGAAAAAACUAUUCAUGUGAAUCCAAUUCGUGCUGGUAUUGGUGACAAGAUAAAAUUACCAGCAAUGUGGGAAAUAAUGCCUUCAAAUGAUCCAAUAAAUCAAAAUUUAUUAGGAAUAUUAGUUGCAGCUGGUAGUGCUGCGGUUGCAACAGCAGCAGUUAUAAUAUUAUUUUUAGCUAGAAAAUAUGCAAGAAUAAGAGCUAAAUUAGCAAGUCUAUCAACACCAGAUCCAGAAGCAUCAAAAGAUUAUCAAGAGUUAUGUCGUGCAAGAAUGCAAGCAAAACAACCAACAGAAAAAAUUGAAUCACCAAGAAUUGUUAGUUUAUCAAGAGAAAGUGAAUCAUCAAAUCGUUCAAGUACAUCAUCAUGGGGUGGUGAAGAAGCAGCUGCUCUUGCUAAUAUGGAUAUAUCAACUGGUCGUAUUGUUUUGUCAUACAUGGAGGAUCAUUUGAAAAAUAAAGAUCGUCUUGAUCAAGAAUGGGCAGCAGUAUGUGCAUAUGAAUCAGAACCAUCAUCAAUAUCAAUUGCAACUGAUAAAACAAAUGCAGAACGUAAUCGUCCUGGUUCAGCACCAACUUAUGAUCAUUCACGUGUUGUUCUCAAUGAUCUUUCAAAUGAAAAUAAUUCAGACUACAUUAAUGCCUCCACAAUUACUGAUCAUGAUCCAAGAAAUCCAGCUUACAUUGCAACACAAGGUCCAUUGCCUCAAACAUCAGCUGAUUUUUGGCAACUUGUUUGGGAACAAGGAAGUGUUGUUAUUGUCAUGUUAACACGUUUAACUGAAGAAGGAAAAGCAAUGUGUCAUCGUUAUUGGCCAGAAGAAGGUUCUGAAUUAUAUCAUAUUUAUGAAGUACAUUUAGUAUCUGAGCAUAUAUGGUGUGAUGAUUAUUUAGUACGUUCAUUUUAUCUUAAAAAUUUACGUACUGGUGAAACAAGAACAGUAACACAAUUUCAUUUUCUAUCAUGGCCUGAUAAUGGUAUACCAUCAUCAACAAAAGCACUAUUAGAAUUUCGAAGAAAAGUUAAUAAAAGUUAUCGUGGAAGAUCUUGUCCAAUUGUUGUUCAUUGCAGUGAUGGAGCUGGACGAACUGGUACAUAUUGCUUGAUUGACAUGGUACUCAAUAGAAUGAUUAAAGGAGCAAAAGAAAUUGAUAUUGCAGCUGCACUUGAGCAUAUCAGAGAUCAACGACCAGAUAUGGUAUCAACAAAAAAACAAUUUGAAUUUGUUCUUGUUGCUGUUGCUGAAGAAGUACAUGCAAUAUUAAAAGCCCUUCCAACACAAAUUAAUGAUAAAAAUCCACCACUUUCACAAACAUCGAUCUCUUCAAAUUCUGAUAAAUAAAUAUAUUGUUUAUAUAUCCAUAACAAUUAAUCAACAAAAUAUCAACUCGAAUAAAUAUCUCAUUAUCGUCUUUUUUCUUUUUUUUAUCUAUUAAAAACACUUGUCAAUUUUGUGGUUUUUUAAAUAAAUAAAAUCAGGGAAUUUUCUUUAUUUAUAAAGACUGGAAUAUAUAUUUGUAUACGGCCUAGAUAAAUAAUUAUUAAUUUGUUUAGUUAUUUUUUUAUAAUUUCAAGGCCAAUGGUUUAAUUUUUUUUUUUUUAUGAAUUGAGACAUGAAAUAUUUAACAGUGGAUAAAAGCUGGAUGAAUUUUAAAUAUUAAAUUGAUAUGAAAAUUAUUAAAAUAUAAAAAUAAAAAAACAGUUCGAUCUUUUGAUAAAUAUUAUUAACAAAAUAAUUCCUCGUCUGGUAAAUAAAAAAAAAAAAAAAAAAAAACUUUGAGCGACAAAUAAUGGUACAUGAAAGUAAUUUUUAUUUAUUUAUAAUUUUUUAAUAAUUAUCAUUUAAAUAAAAAACUAAGAUUUAAUGAAGAUAAUCUUGUGGUACCAGCCUCUCACAAGAUUUCCAUUAAAUCUUAGUAUAAUUAAUUUUUUUUUUAUUCUUCAAUAAAAAAAACCAAAAAAAAAAACAAA
This is a messenger RNA of Aphidius gifuensis, 3754 nucleotides long. RefSeq lists its product as uncharacterized. Gene Ontology annotation, biological process: protein dephosphorylation. The record is from RefSeq and is a predicted model, not a curated record. Gene Ontology annotation, molecular function: protein tyrosine phosphatase activity. Gene Ontology annotation, cellular component: secretory granule. NCBI's taxonomy places the organism in Eukaryota, Metazoa, Arthropoda, Insecta, Hymenoptera, Braconidae.